This is a messenger RNA of Blepharisma stoltei, 363 nucleotides long. NCBI's taxonomy places the organism in Eukaryota, Ciliophora, Heterotrichea, Heterotrichida, Blepharismidae. The record is from the annotation of a GenBank genome assembly.
AUGAAGCUUUUAUAUUGUUUAUGCUUCUCCUGUUUUGAUGAACCAAAAAAUGAUCAGCCUGAAGAACAACAAAUUGCCCCUCCGAUUGAUCAAAGUCAAAUUGAAAAUAAAAGUGCAGAUGCCUUUAAUGUAAAAGUAGCAAACGAUAAUGGCAGCAAUGCAUCAUCAGAUCAUUCCAAUUUGGCAAUUUCAAGCAUUGAAGUAUCGAAUGUUUCCAAACGAGACGUUGUAGAGGACCGGAGGGCUUCAGCUCCGAUCUACCAUAAUGGAAUUGCGUUUACUUCCGAUGGGUAUAAAAGAAAAAAGUACAUUAAGCAUAGCAAUCGAAGGAUGAGCGAAGAUUUCAAAUCAGGGAUGGAUUAA